AGGUGGCUGGAUGGAGUAACUGAAACAGUAGGGGUGAACUUAAAUGGACUCCAGAAGAUGGCAGAGGACAGGAAGACCUGGACUUCGCAAUUAACAACAAAAAUUAGUAAAAGACUCAAAUACUGUAUCUUUACAGCAAUCAGCCAAGCGGUAGAAAUUCUGUAACAGUGUAACUGAACUCUGCCUUAGGCGCAGUUCAUCUUGUUUCAAUUUCAAAAGGAACUUUUAAACUACAGUUAAUGAAACUGAUCACAAGAUGUGUUGAUCGCGGAGAGAUAGGGAGUGGACCUUAAAUUACAAGACGCACCUGCCUUUGUGGUGGGGAUUAUUUAUUUAUCGCAUGGCACAUUCACAUCCCAUAAAAACACAAGAGAUAAAAACGAUAACAACAAAUGAAAUAUAAAAUCCGACAGGGAAGCCUUGAUGAAAUACAGUGCAUGUACGUUUGGACUGACCCCUUCAAAACGAUCUUUUGCCGAUAAGAACACCUGUGCGAGUCUGCCUAAUUCCUUGGCCAUCAGCGUGGAGAAAAGAAACCGAGUCUGCAUCCCGGGAAAGCCAAAAGCAAAACCGUGACCUGCUGCCUUCCCCCUCCCCGCGAUCUCCCAACCGCUUUGGAGUUCGGGAUCCAACCGCAAAAUGGAGAAGUCCUCCACUGCAUAGGCAAUGGGGGGGGGGGUUGUUUUCUUCCGUUCUAGCUUUUCUCGGUGGUUCUUCCGCAGAUCUAAAACGUCACCUCCGGUUUCUCCUACGGACCCUAGGCCAAUCACGGCAUCCUCUACCCCGAAUUCUCCGCCCCCUUUUUCCAACCAGUACUGAGUUGCCGUCCUGAGGCAAACAGGGCUCAGCUCCCCCCUUCGGGUCGUAUGCGUCUCUCGCUUGCUCUUUCUCCUUCUUCGCCCCCGCCCCCCCUUCUUUCCACAGCCAGACGCCGACGUAGCAGAGAGAAAAGAGAUGGCGGCGGCGGCGGCCAAGGCAAAGGAAGCCGCGGCGGGAGGAGCGCGAGGCACCCGCAAGGUUAAGGCGACGUCGCGAGGGCGCCGUCUUGAGCUGUAACCGUUCUUUUCCCUUAGGACGCCCCCCCCUCCCCCCGGUCCCAUAGCUUCAACCCGCCAGAAAGGCAGCUCCGACUCCCUCCUUCUUCCGAGCGUCUCUCAGCCUUGCGAGGGGCGACGCCGGCCGCCGAGAGGAGCUUCCAUCCCUUCGCUAUUAUGCUGGUACCUCUCGGGAACGCCGAGAGCCUCCCGGCCGCCCGAGACAGAUGCUGAAAACCCUUCUGGCUCCGGCCACCGUUUCUGCCUGCUAGGACGGCGCCUGGCCGGGACGCUGGGUUCCUCUCCAGCUAUGUAUUUCCUCAGCGGCUGGCCCAAGAGGCUGCUCUGCCCUAUAGAGGCUCAGGAGCCCCCGCUCGGUAUUCAAGCCGACCCGCAAAGGACUUUGUUCGCCGUGUUGUCCCCGUCCCAGCUCAGCAUCUGGUACAACAGGCCCAGUGUGCUAAUUGUAAGCUACAAAGAAACACUAAAAGCUGUGUCGCAGUUUGGACAUUAUGACCAAGCUGAAUGGAAGCCUGACAGUACCAUGAUAGCUGUUUCGACUGCAAAUGGAUACAUAUUAUUUUUCAAUCUUCUUUCUGCAAGAGACAAAUACUUGUAUGAGCCAGUGUAUCCCAAAGGAAGCCCCCAUCUGAAAGGAACACCGUAUUAUAAGGAAGAACAAUGUGCUCCAUCAUUAAAUCUAGAGAAGAAACAAGUGCUAGAUUUACAAGCAGCUAUUACCAGUUUACAGUCCAUGCUAGAGGAUCUGAUCAUUGCUACAGCUGAUGGUCUUCUCCAUCUUAUUCACUGGAAUGGCUUGACGAAUGGAAGGAAAGCCAUAAAUCUCUGUACAGUACCAUUUUCAGUGGAUCUACAUUCAUCUAGAGGUUCUUUUUUGGGUUUUGAAAGUGUGCACAUAAGAAAUAUGGAAUACUGUGCUACUCUUGAUGGAUUUGCCGUAGUGUUUAAUGAUGGUAGAGUUGGUUUUAUUACACCAAUGUCAAGUGGAUUCCCAGCAGAGCAACUCCAUGGUGUUUGGGCACAGGAAGUUUUCGAUGGGACUUGUGUGGCUAUAAAUAACAAGUACAGAUUAAUGGCAUUUGGCUGUGCAAAUGGGUCUGUGCAAGUGUAUACAAUAGAUCAUUCCACAGGGGCCAUGCAAUUGUCUCACAAACUGGAACUAACACCCAAGCAAUAUCCCGAUAUUUGGAACAAAACAGGAGCUGUUAAACUCAUCAGAUGGUCUCCUGAUAAUUGUGUUGUUAUGGUGACCUGGGAAUGUGGAGGCCUGUCUUUAUGGAGUGUAUUUGGAGCCCAUCUUAUUUGUACUCUAGGAGGUGACUUUAUUCAUCGAACUGAUGGUACUAAAAAGGACCCUUUAAAGAUCAGCUCUAUGAGCUGGGGAUCAGAAGGCUAUCAUUUAUGGGUAAUCGAUGCAAAUAAUUUUGGGAAUUCAGUGACUGAGAGCAAAAACAAAGGACAGCAUUUUGGUAUUUUGCAAUUUCAGUUCAUCAAAAGUGCACUCGCAGUUAAUCCUUGCAUAAGCAGCCAGGAGCAGGUCCUCCUUCAGGGAGAAGAUCGCUUAUACUUGAACUGUGGUGAUGUAGUGCAAGCUCAGAAUCCUAGAAGUUCCUCAGCACAUGCUGAACAUAAGACUGUCAGAGAAAGAGGCCAAUUUUCAUAUGAGAACUUAGAUUCUCAGGGUUUAAGCACUUUAUUAGGGCACAGACAUUGGCAUGUUGUACAGAUUCACAAUAUAUAUUUAUAAAUCAACUGGCCUAUAAGGUUUUCAGCCAUUGAUAAGAUGGGGCAGAAUGUAGCUGUAGUUGGCAAAUACGGCUUUGCACAUUACUCUCUGCUUUCCAAAAAAUGGAAAUUGUUUGGCAACAUUACCCAGGAACAAAAUAUGACUGUUACUGGAGGCUUAGCAUGGUGGAAUGACUUCAUUGUCAUUGCAUGUUACAACUUAAGUGACCGCCAGGAAGAGCUAAGAGUAUAUUUACGAACAGCCAAUCUGGACAAUGCAUUUGCUCAUAUCACCAAAGUGCAGGCAGAAACAUUAUUGCUCAGCGUCUUUCGGGACAUCAUAAUUUUGUUCAGAGCAGACUGUUCCAUUUGCCUUUAUAGUAUUAAAAGAAAAUCUGAUGGCCCUAAUCCCACUACAAGUAUUCAGGUUCUGCAAGAGGUGUCUAUGUCACGUUAUAUUCCUCACCCUUUCCUUGUUGUGUCUGUUACUUUAACAUCAGUAAGAACAGAGACAGGUAUCAGCUUGAAAAUGCCACAGCAGGCCUGUGAAGCAGAGAGCAUUAUGUUAAAUUUAGCAGGACAGUUAAUCAUGGUACAGAGGGAUCGAUCAGGUCCUCAGAUACGAGAAAAGGAGAGUAGUCCCAACCAAAGGAAACUUCUGCCAUUUUGUGCUCCUGUUGUACUUGCCCAGUCUGUAGAAAAUGUUUGGACGACCUGCCGUUCUAACAAACAGAAACGGCACAUAUUGGAGGCUCUAUGGCUCAGCUGUGGGGGAUCAGGUAUGAAGGUCUGGCUUCCUUUGUUUCCCAGGGACCAUCGCAAACCACAUUCCUUUCUUUCAAGACGGAUCAUGCUGCCUUUCCACAUUAAUAUCUACCCCUUGGCUGUUUUGUUUGAAGAUGCCUUGGUUCUUGGUGCUGUCAAUGACACUGUGCUUUACGACUGUUUAUACACUCACAGCAGUGCUGUUGAACAUUUAGAGGUCCUCUUCCCCUUCUGUAUUGUUGAGAGAACAUCUCAGAUCUACCUCCAUCACAUUUUACGCCAGCUUUUGGUGAGGAACCUAGGUGAACAAGCCUUGCUUUUGGCUCACUCUUGUGCCGCAUUACCGUAUUUUCCUCAUGUACUAGAACUGAUGCUCCACGAAGUGCUGGAAGAAGAAGCUACCUCGCGGGAUCCCAUUCCCGAUCCUCUCCUUCCCACUGUGGCUAAAUUUAUUACAGAGUUCCCCCUCUUCCUACAGACUGUUGUUCAUUGUGCUAGAAAAACAGAAUAUGCCCUGUGGAAUUAUCUCUUUGCUGCUGUUGGAAAUCCAAAAGACUUGUUUGAAGAGUGUUUAAUGGCCCAGGAUUUAGACACAGCUGCAUCUUACCUUAUUAUUCUGCAGAAUAUGGAAGUUCCAGCAGUUAGUAGGCAGCAUGCAACUCUGCUAUUCAAUACAGCUUUGGAGAAAGGAAAGUGGGAUCUUUGUCGGCACAUGAUCAGAUUUCUGAAAGCCAUUGGCUCUGGAGAAUCCGAAACUCCUCCUGCUACACCAACAACUCAGGAACCUACUUCAAGUGGUGGCUUUGAAUUCUUCAGACAUCGCAGUAUUAGCUUGUCUCAAUCUGGAGAGACACUUCCAGCUGGCAAAUUUAACUUGCAAAAAACCUUGAGCAUGCCAUCUGGCCCGUCUGGGAAAAGAUUGAGUAAGGAAAGUGAUUGUGCUGAGAACAUGUAUAUUGACAUGAUGUUGUGGAGACAUGCUCGACGUCUUCUGGAAGAAAUCAGGCUUAAGGAUCUUGGUUGUUUUGCUGCGCAGCUGGGCUUUGAGUUGAUAGGCUGGUUGUGCAAAGAGCGUAACCGAGCUGCCCAUGUGGACGAUUUUGUGACUGCCUUGAAGAAAUUACACAAUGAUUUUCUUUGGCCAUUUCCCAUUAUCCCAGUGUGCUCCAUAAAUUCACCUCUGAAGAAUGGAAAAUGUAGGACAGUAAUAGGUGAACAACUCUUAAAAUCACAGUCUGCUGACAGCUUUUUAAACAUGGAAAUAGACAGUGGCCUCCCAGAUGUACCAAGGAGUCAUAGCUGGUUUGGUGCCAUCAGCUCCUCCCAAAGAGAGAUGGACACAGCAUCCUCCCACGGCCCUCAAAUGCAGGAGGCAUUUCUCUCACCUUUGUUAAGUAAAGUGGGUGACGAGGGGAGCAUUGGCUCUGCCACGGACCUGACAGAAACAAGCUCUAUUGUGGAUGGAGACUGGACUAUGGUGGAUGAAAAUUAUUCCACCUUGAGUCUGACGCAAUCUGAAUUGGAACAUAUCUCUUUGGAGCUGGCCAGCAAAGGGCCACACAAAUCACAAGUUCAGCUGCGGUAUUUGCUUCAUAUUUUCAUGGAAGCAGGAUGCCUGGACUGGUGCAUGGUCAUAGGCCUCAUCCUUCGAGAAUCCUCAGUCGUCAAUCAAGUGUUUAGUCUAGCGCAGUCUUCAGAGGUCGAUGGGGAGAUGUUGCAGAACAUUAAGACAGGACUGCAGGCAGUAGAAAGCUGGGCUUCUGUAGACUGUCCUGGCUAUAAGCCAUUUUUAACCAUUAUCAAGCCACAACUGCAGAAACUGAGUGAGAUAUCAGAGGAACAGGUGCCACUGGAAGUCUUUCAGCCUACAAAUCUAUCAAGGGUGGCUGAACAAGCCAGUCCAAGGGUGGAAGAGAACCGGAUUUCAGCUAACCACAGCGCUAGCCCUCAAAAUGAGGCUGGUCCUAAUACUUCAAUUCGACAUGAUGAGGACAUGCUUGGACUGGAGAAGGAAGACCAUCCCCUUCAGGAAGGCAGUUAUGAUUGUACUGUCUCCUGACAGAAUCAGACAUGAUAACUGUUUUAGUAAAGCUUCGUAAUGAUGGCAUUGAAGAAUACGGCUAUUGGAAGGAAGUACAGUAAUCACUUUUUUCCAAAACAUAUGUUUAGUUUUGCUUUACUUUGUUUUUGUUUUUAAUGAAUACUUCUUUUUACAUGUGAUGACUAGAGAAUCUCCUUGAAUUUGUGAAUGCUUUCCCAGUAACUUCCUCAAUUCUUUCGUUUAUCUGAUUCUAUGAAAAACAGCAAUAUUCUGCUGUAUUCCAAGAAGAUUUAUUUGAAGCUCUUGUAAGCUCUUUUUCCUUAAUCAUGCAGAACACCUACUCUAUAUCAGUGUAUAUGAUCUUUAUUGCAUUUUUUUAAAAUGAAAGAAAAAAAACUUGGAGACAAUUCUAAAAUUUACCCAUCUGCACCAUCCCCAACCCAGUUUUUGAACCAAAACUUGAACAAGUUGACAAUGAAGCUUGCUCAGAUGAAAUGUUGAUGCAUUCUGUGUAGUUUAAUUGCCUAAAGGAAAUGAUGGCCUGAUUAAGCUAAAUUCUGUUCUAUAAAUUAUGCAGGUAUCAGAAAUUUGACAUCACCAAAUAUUAUAUAUUAAAGGUUGUAAAAUACAUUGUAUCUUUUGUGAAUACUCUUAUAUAUUUUCAAUAUACUGUUUUUGCUUUUGGCUUUGCUCCACAGUGUAGGGUAGCUUUAUCUAUCUUGCAUGUUUGUACUUUUAACUGCAGAAAAACUAAAAGUAAAGUUGCACUUCAAUCAGAAUGCAACUGAUUUUUCAUCUGGCAUUAGUUGCAGUUUCAUUUCGUCAUUUAGUCUGUUCAGAUCCAUUCUGAACAAAAAGAUUUUAAACGAAUUACUGAAUUCUUAUUUAUUUCAAUUGUAAAGAUGCUUUUCUCAAGAUUAUUUUUGUGUAAAUAAAACCACUUUAUAUAUUACUGCUAUUAAGACUUUGUAAUGGCAAUGUACAGUGUAUAUAUAUAUAAACCACCAUCUUGCUAAUAUUUUAUAAUGCAUAUACUUGUAACUAAAAAAUGUUUAUUUUAACUUUCAUACAACAAUAUUAUGAAAAACUGGCUGCAGCAGAAUCUCAUGUUUGCUUGAGGUACUUAUUUUUUCAAUCUGCUGACUCCAGAUUGGUAUUAUAAAUACUGAUGUGUAAUAUUAAAUACCUGUAACAGUAUUAAAAUUUAAAUAUUGUUUGGCUUGUACUGUGCAGUUGGGAAAAAUGCAGCACUACUACUUUUUCUACAGAAACCUAAUACUUAUUUUUAUAAUAAGGGUGUAAUUAAUACAUACAUGGACCAAAAUCAUUUAUCUUUUAGGUAGUAUGAGAAUCAGCAUCAGCCACAGUCAUAGUUCAUGAAAUACUCUAUGCGAAUUCUGAAUGAAUAUAUUAUGAACAGUCAAAAAUAUUGCUUCCUAACCUUAGCAAAUUGAAGGUGGGUGGUCUUCAACUCCCAGAAUUCUCAGCAAUGGUUGCUGGAAAUUGCCACGGUUGGAAAACCUGGUUAAGAGGGUCAAGAAAAAUACUGGUUAUGACUUUAUAUAUUUGCUUAGAAAGGCAUGGUCAUGUCUUUUUAUUGAUAAAUGUAAUUAGACAGAUUUUAUUGCUGUUGUAUAACCUUCACCAUUGGUAAGACUAUAAGUAGUGGUACAUGUGCAAUAACUUUUAAAUAAAAUAUAAAGGGGUGGAAAUGACCUAACUUUUCCAUACUUCUGACAUUGUAUUUUGUCUACCAUCAUGGGUGCAAAAAUUGUCAUUUUUCUUACAUCAGAAAAAAGAGACACUACUUUUCUAUACUGUAGUAUUGAACAUAUUAAUAGCUAUUGCCACCACAGCCUUAAGCACUACACUGCUGUGGUUCCAGCCUAAGCAGCAUUUUUUUAUAACAGCAUUCAUCACAUGCAUUAUCUCCAGUGCUCUUAAUUCUGUUACUCCUAAUAAGCCCUUUUCACACCUCUACAAUGGGGACAUCUUCCUACUUUGGAACUUAAGCUGGUUCCUAUGUUAUUAGAUACCUGCAUUAGAAAAUGGAUGCCACCCUGAAAGCAGAAAUAUCCCCAACUGACCAGCAUUUCCCUCUGAAUAAACUGCAUAAUACUAUUAAAAUUGAAGGGUUUAAAUAGUUCAAUUGAUGAUAAGUAUAGGAAGAAAGACAUUCCAUGUUCAGUGUGCAGCAGAUCUAAAAUUGUAUAGGAAGGGCUACUUGAGCCACUUGCUAAAGCUCCAGUUCAAGAGGAAUUCCCAUUAGUCUCCUUCAUUGGUAUAGGUGAUCAUACAAGAAGCGUCUUCUCCAGUUUAAGGCAGAAACUGAAUCACAGUUGUUUUUUUUAUAGUGGAAUGAAAUCUGCACACUCAAACAAUUCUGCUGGACUUCAAAGCAACAGGGUUUUAAAACACAAUUCUUCCUGUUGCUAGGAGACAAUGCAGUAGAGCUUGUUUGGUUUUUGCAUCUGCUUUCUCUCCAAGCAACCAAAUGAUGAGAAUGGGAAGAGAUUCCAUUUACCUAAUAGAUGAAGCAGUAAAGAAUUUUCACCUAAAUCUGAUGGAAGAAGUCGCUGUAGCAUGCAUAUUACUUACUUUGUUGAGGAAAGAAUUGCCAUUGAUUGAAAGAAUACAACUGCCUGGUCUAGUAAGGAGGUAGUGGAAUGAGACAACUCACCACAGGAUACCUGGCUGCAGGACAAUUUAACAAUUCAACUAUUUAAAAUAAAUAAAAUAUUUAAA
Crotalus tigris (Tiger rattlesnake) is the source of this 8331-nucleotide messenger RNA. Its product is annotated as guanine nucleotide exchange factor subunit RIC1-like. Gene Ontology annotation, molecular function: protein binding. The transcript has 26 exons. NCBI's taxonomy places the organism in Eukaryota, Metazoa, Chordata, Lepidosauria, Squamata, Viperidae. The record is from RefSeq and is a predicted model, not a curated record. Gene Ontology annotation, cellular component: Ric1-Rgp1 guanyl-nucleotide exchange factor complex; Golgi membrane; cytosol. Gene Ontology annotation, biological process: retrograde transport, endosome to Golgi; intracellular protein transport.